AUGCUUUGUGAGUUUUUUUUCACACUUCAGAAAACCUUUUUUUUUUGAAAACUUUGUGUCAGCCUAUUAUUUUGACAUUUUUUAACAUGUAAACUAAGCUGUUAUGCUCCAAAUGAACAACUUUCACCAGUUUUAUUCUCAUCGAAAUGCGCGACAUCCCCGCGCAUGUCUGCAUAAAUGCGUGACGGUGAUCACACCAAGUCGGCGCGAACAUCUGGCCGAUUCGAAUUGCAUUAACUGGUUAUUGUGCCCUCUUCACUUCUGUUUGCCUUAAAAAAAGAAAACAUUGUUGCAGCCAGUGAUAAAUUCGAAUUGCGAGUUGAGAUGGAUGUCUCGAUGCUGCAGUCGCCGCAAAAGCGGCAGAGAACCAUCCAAAAACUAGCAGUUUCAACGGAAGAUGCUCGAGAACACAAAGAUAUCUUUGACAUGAUUGAAGAACAGAAAUUGGUAAGUUAUUGAAAAGCUGUGUAGAUUUUCAAGGAAGAUGUUGCAGAAACGAAAGAUCGAAGUUGUUUACUAUGAUAGUCUGAGCGAACUGGACUCCGAUUGGAGCGAAUACACAUUCUUCUGUGGAGACUUCAAAUCCGAACUGUACCGCACACUAACCAAGAAUGAAGAAACAGGUGCCAGUGCACAUCUUAUUGUCGGACCUGCCGUUUUAAGACACAAACUACAGACAGCACAGGUUGGUUGUAAAAUAGAAAAUGGAACCCGAAUAACAGAAAAUCCAUGAGAGAGUUGCAGGAUCUAAUGCCAUUGCGACCGUGCCGUCCUCUUUACUGUGAAUUGAUGAAAAAUGUGACGAUGAAGUUGUCAUCGGAAGUGACGAAUAAAAGAGAACUCGUCGAGUUGGUACAUUUCAUGGGAGGAAGUGUCAGGAAAGAUGUAAGUCGUGACUAGAUCGGAGUCUCUUCUAAUUGAGUUAGCUCAAAUUUCAGACCGUACAACGAACAAACGUCUUUAUUGGCGCCAAAGUGGAAGAGAAAGGGCAGGUGAGACAGAUAGAAUAUUUCGUUUUCUACUCUUCUGUUCGAGAAAAUAAUAAUGUCACCACAAAAAAGAUGGUGACAUUCAACUUGUGGCUACUGUGCAUUUGUACCUUUCUGCUCUCACUCACAUUGCUCUUCUUUUUCAGUCGAUGACAUUGUUUGGAGUCCCGACGUUGCGAGCAGACUGGAUCACAGAUUGCUGGAAAUAUAGAGACAAUCCGUACUUCAACGUGUUCGAGCAGAAAUUUGUGAGUUACUCGUACUUUUAAGGCGAAGUAAAGAGAAAAUUGCAGGUGGACAAUCACAAACUCGGAGUGUUCGAAGGACUCACGCUCUUCUUUCACGGAUUCAAACAACAAGAGAUCGACGACAUGGUCACGAACCUCGAAAACACUGGCGGGACUCUGGCUGAUGAGCCGUCGAAAGCAACGCACGUCGUCUACAAUCCUAUCAACGAUGAGAUCGAACCGUUGCCAGUCUCGCCGCACCAAGUGCACGUCACCCAAGAGGUUCGCAUUUUCCCGUCACUUUAUUCCCAUAUCUUGAUUCUCCUUUACAGUGGUUCUGGGUAAGUUUGCACAGAGGGUGCUGCGCAAUGGAAGACAAUUUCGCCCUGCCAACUGGAACUCUCCGUCGGAAACAACUCGAAAACGGGACCAUCAACAGCCCGCUCGGCAAAUCGGUCCGCUCACAGAACUCGAGAUCUCUGUCGUCGAUGCGUGACUGCAGUGCGGAGGGACCGUCUCUCAACAUGACUCCCGACUACAUAUACUCGAACGAUGACGUGGAAAACAUGUGCAAGUCGCCACGCCAGCCCUCGAAGCGUCUACGUGUGUGCAUGGAAAUGGUGGAAACUGAGAAGAACUAUGUGUCUCUUCUGAAGUUGGUCAUUAAGGUAAGAAAAAAGGAACAGUAGGCCUGAAAAUGACUAAUUUCAGUUUAAAAGUGCACUCGAGAAGGAGUUGACCCAGAAUGAGUUCAUGCCCAAAUCCGACGUCGGUCUUAUGUUCGGAAAGAUAGACUCAAUUCUCGAACUACAUGAGAAGAUCUAUGCGAGACUGACGGCGAUGCUGAACGAGGCAAACAGUCUUCUUUCUGUGGCGAACGGAAAGAAAAACGAUGACAAAAGUCUUGACUUUGCUCAAGUUUGGAUCAACGCGAAGGAAGAGAUGAAGAAGGCGUACCCGCAGUAUCUCAACUCGUACGAUACCAUUAAACGAUGUUUCGACAAGUACGACCGGGAGAACUCAAAGUUCCAUACAUUCUGCAAAGCGAAAGAAAGUAAUCCGGAGUUUCAUCGUCUGAAACUAUCUGAUCUGAUGGUGAAGCCUGUUCAACGCCUUCCGAGUGUCGUGCUCCUUCUCAAGGAAAUGUACAAAAAGUCUGAGUCGUCGCGACUUAAGAACAGCGCCGACGAAGCCGCCAAAACGAUUGAUGAGGUGUUGAAGUGAGGCGGAAUUGUAGACAAGAAUGCAGAAUAAAAAUGUGCUUUUCAGAAUCGCAAACAAGACACGCGAGAGAAACGACAAUUUCAUCUCUCACAUGAGCAAGUUCACUGAUAUCGAAAACGUGCCGGUAAGUUUGUAUGCCUUGCGAAUGUUAUCCAAAUUAAAAGUAUUGUAGCCAACACUCGUGGCCGCGAACCGUAUGUUCAUACGUGAACUGGUGGUCUCACCGAUUGCGAGCACUUCGCAGCGUCUUCAGCAGUUUUCAAAGAUGAAGCUGUUCCUGUUCCACGAUGUGUUAAUUGUAAGUGGCCUUUGCUCCGCUGUCGUUUUUAAUUUCGAAUUCGCAGAUCACCAAGAUACGGAGCGAAAAGAACACUAUGCAGCGAAUUGCGAGACAAGCUUCGUGGGCUAGUUUGCACUCGAGACAAAGAAGACCGUGAGGCGUUUGCAGAUAAUUCACUACAAAUCUAUUCCUUCUUCAGAUACAAGUACAUUGAUCAAAUACAAUUGGUCUCGAUGCGAAGUGCUACCCGGAUUCGGCCGCCAGAUGACAUUUCGAAAAUCAUUGAAAUUCAGCAGCAUGUUCCGGGAGCCGUCAAACCAAAAGACGUGUUUGUUUGGUGUCUGAUUCACCGCGACGAGCAGGGCGGCGACACGGAAACGGUAUUCGAGUCAAGUGACGGCGAAGAAGUUCGAGACUUCCUCGACGACAUCCACGUCAAAAUUCUGAGCAACUGCGGAAGAUUUUUCCUGAUGCCAGACACGAUAGACGCUUCUCAACUCGACGAUCCAAUGGUGGCCGAUUUGACAGUGCGGUAUUUCAGAGGGUGAGUGCACGCACUUUGAAAACGUUCUGAAUUCAAAUUUCAGUCUUUGUGGAACAAAACAACCGAACGGACACGGCAGUCAAUUGAACAUAACGUUGAGCGAAAGGACGCCGCGAAAUGUGAGAAAAUCAUUCUGGAACGUUAAAUAUUGAUGUGUUUCAGGAAUGGUCGCAUAAUGACACAGCGAUGGGACCGCCUGUUUCACAGAAUCGAAUGCGGAGAGCAAUAAGUAAUGUGCAGUUGACUCUGGCUAGCACUCUUGGAUUCGGAAGAAACCCCAGUCGCAACAACUUGGGACAGAUCAGUCAGUUUUGUAUGUUGAAUCUGAUGUACAGCGUGCUCUUUUCAGACGAGAACUCAUCCUACAUGGCUUCUCCGAGAGUCUCGUGCGAUCCGGCGGCACUCGCGAACAUGACUUCCGUGGGAAUGUCCGGGUGCAACGACGAGACGGAGUCGACGCCGAAGAGAGGCCUCCGGUAAGCCGGCUGCUGUGAGGCUCCUUCACUUGAUUCAUCAGCUAUUUCAGUGCCCGACUCACCUCAUCCACUUUCCUCAAUCGCACCAACUUACUGGGACGCAACACUUCGAUACGCCGCCAGAAUGCCGCGUUCUCACAUUCGGAGAAGGACGGUCCUAGGUCGAGAACCUCUUCGCAUCGUGUCACCGAUUUGUGAAUGACUCCACUUAUUCAUAUUUUGAUCGAUCAUUCUCUUUACAACACGUUUAUCGAGAAAAAAAACGACUGUGAUUGAGACAUGUCUUCCUGUGACAAGGCGCAUGCUCCGGUGUUCUCUGCUCACUUUCGGCAGCCCCUUCUACGUGUUCGGUCUCCAUUCAGACGGAUUGCCUCUCCUUUUUCUGCUCUCUCUCUCUCUGUUCUCAUUGAUUCACUUCAGUGCCUACCGUGCUUUCCCCUAUCUCCUCUUGUCUCUUAUCUGCUCCCUUUUUAAAUUUCCGUUUCGUUUUUGUUCUGCCGCCUAUCCUUUGUAUCAUAUUGAUUUACCGUAGGUGUUCGUUCCGUUUGUCCCCUUUUCCUGUCCCCGACCCUUGUUCCUGACUUUUCCUCCGUAUCAUUUUCCCCCCAAACCACUUGUACGUCAUUCUUAUCCGCACUGGUUACGGCCCGCUUCGGGUCGUCUAAUCGGUCCUUUUUUCCCGGCAACAACUUCACGAUCACUUUUUUUAUUCAAAUUUUAUUCUUGUUAGAAAAUACAAAAGGAGUUUAAAUAAAAUUACUCCUACUGAAAAGUUCAGAGCACCCGAGACACAACACACAUAUCGGCGGGAAAGGAAGAGAACAAUCGAAUAGAUACUUGAGCAGUGGCAGCAAGGAAUUAGUGCAAAAAAGAGGAGGGGCGAGAUUCAGAUGGCCCCUGGAGAUUCCAUAUCGGGCCGGGGAGACGGGCUCGCGUGCCGCCUGGCUCUCAUUCAUCCGCCGCUUCUGCAACCUCUUCGCACCGCGCAUUAGUCUAUCAGAUUCCGCAUAUUUUUUGUGCUCGCCCAGCAAGUGUUUCGUUGUUUUUACGAAUCGUCUGUUCUGAUGAAUGAAGAGACCAAGUGAACCUCUGAAAUUUUGAAUUCAGGAGAAGAACUGCAUCGGUCGGAUGGAAGAAGCAGAAAUGACGGCGGACGACGCAUCCAAGUGAGCCCUUUUCCGUAUUCCAGAGCCGGUGGGUCCGUUUAUUUCGGUUCCGGGGGACUCGUCUUCUCCUUCUCCUUCUUCUCCUUCUUCCUUCUAAUUAUGCAUCUUCUCUCAUCUUCUCCCCCUCUUCUUCGUCGGUUUUUUGUGCUCAUUCCAUGUUUCUUUGUGUGCCACCACCCAGCUCUAUGUGUUGUUCUUCCGUGCACCACACUUCUUCUCCUUCUUCUCCUCCUCCUUCAUAUAUAUUCUGCGGAAAUAAACUAAGUCAAAGUUUGGCUCAAGGAUCCCUUCCUAUACAAAUAGCAGUGCCAAGUGGUGGGAAAAAGGACACGAGGGGAAGGAAGAAUGUAGCAUUCGGAAGGGAAAAAUGUGCUCUCGGGGGAGAUGACGAACACCUUCCGGAGAGCUCUGAAGGAUUAGAAAGAGAACUUUGAGCCCAUAAGGAUUCUUGGAAGUUUUGUGAAACUCCAGUGGAUCAGUUAGUGGGGGCUCGGGCAGCUGCUGAGACUCUGUUCUUCUCCUCCGUUUUUCCUUCUUUUCUUUCCUUUUUCUGCCUCUCUUUUGCUCCAACGCAAGACGAUAGCUCAAUUAUCCAAACGCACACACACUAACGCAGAAAUACACACACAAAUGCAUCACAUUCGCACUCGGACCCUUCCUUUUUGUGUCCUUCUCCCGCUUCCAGUAACAUUUGACCUAGAGUCCCCAAAAAUGGCUCUUUUUCGGUGGGGUUUAAUUUAUUGAGGUAUUUUUUCAAAACGCAAACCCCAAAACCACUCCGUCUUCUUCUCCUUUUUCUUCUCUCUCAAUUCCACGUCAUACUCAUCCACCAAGUGCUCGGCUCCGCCCGUUUCUUCCCCUCUCCGCUUCCUUUUCCUAAUCCUCCUCCCAAAAAUAUUUAUUGUUCCCUCUGGCUCCGUGCUCCAUGCCGUCCAUUUCCCAUUUCACAUUUCUCACUCAACCUUUCCGAGUAUGCAAUUUGUAAUUUCGGCCUCUCUCUCCGUCACAAAACGAACGAUCUCGGGUGAGACGGAGAGCUCCGCCGUGAGCCCGGAUGCGCCGGCGUCUCCGCCGAUCACACGCUCUCUUCGCGUCUAUCAAACCGCUAUAUAAUCAUUUGGGAGGAGAGGGGCCCGAGCAUUGGAUUUUCAAAAUCUGAGAGGUCGAUUCUCGACUUUUCUCAUUGAGCAACUCAAUUCAGAGCUCGCCGAUUUGAGACUGUAACUCAACCAAUAACUUCUCACUUCUUCCCACUUUUUCCUUACGCAACCCGACAUUUCGCAACUAACGUGAACUACUUAGCGAUAAAUUGCACUGUGAAAGUUCACGUCGGGAAUCCAUUUUUCGAUUAUUUUCAUGGGAGUUUCUAAACACAUUUUAAGAUCCGAAUAUGAAAGUAGGAAAAUGUUCCCCAGAACCAUUCCGAUGUUCUUCAGAAUUGACCAAAUGGUACACAUAGGUGCUUUCCUGGUUAUGAAUUCCAUUCAUCUCCUUGUUCCUCCUCUCCCAUUUCUUUUUCUGAAACGAGUUCACAGAAACGAGAAAGUGCUCAUGGAUGCUCACGUGGAGCUCGAGUUCUCACACUUUACACUCCAGUUUUUGCCUCUCAAGAGAAUCGCGUUGCCGGAAAAAACAAAACCAAAAGCACUUUCACGAAUGGCGAUAAAUCACAAAAGUGAUUAUAUUGUCAUGCCAUCCGGUUGUAGCUCGAGACGUGUGUGUAAAAACAAACUGUCACAACAGUGGUCCUCUUUGCUCUCGGAGCAUGUGUUGUGUGGCCGCGGGUGCCCGGCGGCUCUCCCUCUAAAUCUAUUGUUUUUGCGAAUUGUGUGUAACAAAUAUGCUCCGUGGCCCUCCAGUCCCCCAGAGCCGAUCUAGUUUGCAUUUUCAGGUGCUCGACAGGCAGCACGCGAGGCCUAUGGCCGAUGCCGUUACAAUCCGGUGAGUUCGAAAGAUCAUGAGAAGAAGAGUUUACGAAAAUGAUUGCAGAGGAAGAACGGAUACGUGAAGUGUUGCGAGAGUUAAAAUCGAGGAAAGAAGGCGGUGACGUAAAGGAGGACAUCGAGAGAAUCGAGAGAAUUCUCAGGGAUCCGCUUUUCAAACAGCUCUCCCAUCAAGUCGGUUUUUGUGAACCUUCUCUAGCAGUCGAUAUUCAUGGGGGAAUUCUAGAAAACCUUCUUCGUGCUCAAAACUUGGAGUGUGUGACAAACCUGUAGAAAAAUGUCAAAAACCGUAGAAAUAAGUACGUAAACACAUACACUAAAAUGCAGAAAAUUCAGAAUAUUCUACUCCUCAUGGCAUUUUUUAAUCGUUCUAUCAAAUUUUCAUGUCUCAAAUGGGUAGUUACUAAAGGGGCGAAAGGCAAUUAAAAAGGAGUCAAAACAGUGUGCGCGCACCUUGCCCCGCCCAUUUCUACGGGAUUUGACUCUACGGGUUUUGGAAUCCACGGGUUUCGAAUUUUCUACGGGAUUGUCACACACUCAAAACCUGUGCAUAUUUCAGUCGUUCAAUUGUUUUCCCUUCUCCCUUUGAGACCCAUUUCUCACCUGAAUGCUCCUCUAAAAAUAUUCAGUAGAUGACGUGAUUCAGCUGCAAACGCUUCCUCCCGCGCUCUCUGCUCCUUCUCAAUUCUUCUCGUUUUUCAGCCAGAGUCCUCGCACGAAGCCUUCAACCCAGAUAGUCUUAGAAAUAGUAAGUUUCUAUUAAACUUAAUUUCGGACUUCUUACACUUGUGUCAGGUGAAGCCGAAAAGCGAGUUGCUGAGUUCAGCCAGAGGAUUGAGUGUAGUGAGAUCCGGAAUAAUCUCAAGCCCAAUCAAGUUGGUAUUUUCCCAAAGUUCACCUCAAACUCUCUGCUUUCCAGAAGCUUCUGUUCGUCCACGUGGAUGCGAAGAAGGUCGAGCCAGUGGUUCUAGAAACGAAAGAGAAGCAAUCACGCCUGCUGGUCGUCGGCCCAAAAGACGUCAAGAAUCGGUGGGUAGUAGUCGUUGUCGCUCGAGAUUCAGCUGUCAUCUCUCCGGGGUUGACGUCUUCUUCUUCUCAUUCUUCUCCUCCUCCUUCUUCUUUUUCUUCUUCUUCUUCUUGAUAGCACAUCAAUUUGUUCUCGCGACGGGGCCACACCGCCAGUCUCCCGUGCAAUAAAAACUCAUCGGCGAGACAAAAGGAUGCAGGAAGCGGGCGAAAGCGAGACGCCAUAGAAUGCAAAAAGAGAAGAAGACGAAGAAGAAGGAGCAGAAGCAGAAGCAGAAGCAGCAGCCGGGACGACGACGUUGUGUCUCAAUUUCGGUUUUCAUGCUUUCGUGUCUCGGUUUUCAACUAUUCAUGCGGUGUUCCGCUCUCUUUACGGCCACGAAAGAGCCCCAGUGAACCAGGCGAUUUCGGAAGGUCUUUUCCCUUCUUCUUCUUCUUCUUCUUCUUCUUCUUCUUCUUCUUCUUCUUCUUCUUCUCCUUUCCCGUCUUCCUCAUUCAAGAAAAAGAGAAGCAAAGAGAGUUGAUUGAGUUUUCGUAAGGGUCUCUAUCUCUGGCGGCGAACUCGAUUAUUAAUGAAGUGACGGCUCGUUCUUCGUUGCCUCUUCCUUCCUUUCUUCCCCAAUCCCCCAAAUUGCAUAAGUAGUCGUUUUUAGUGGCUUCCGAGUACGAGUGCUCUGCCUACUUGUCACUGCUCCACUGGCGGCCGCCACGAAGAAGCGUGGAGCACAGCGCGGAAGGCUAGAGCGGGGAAAUUGGUGUUGGUGUUAGUUAGAGCAAUGAGCCGGCAAACGAGUUGUUGAAGAGAUAGGCGCCGAGAGAGAAAGAACCAGUCGGAAGGCGGGCAGGCCUCUCUCGGUGCCCUCCGUCCCUCUGGCUAAUCGCCUUGUUCGGAGACACUAUCCACAAGAGCUCUCUUCUUUGCCCCGUGAUCAUUUCGUUCCGAUUCGGCUCCGCGGCUCCACGUCUCCGCAAAAUAGUUGACUGCGCGUGUGCCGAAAGCCAAUUGAAAAGAGCGAAUUGGUCGGCGAGGCAAUAAUAUCCCCGUGCUUUUGUUCGCCCACGAAUUUCCAUUCCUCGAGAGGGACGAGAGCUCCAUCCAACUUCCCGCCCGCACUUUCUGCCUAUGAAGCAGCUCAAUUAGUGAGUGUGUGAGAAUAAAGAAGUUUGCAGAAGAGAGAGAGAGCGAGAAAGUGCACUGCCGACCAAAUAUCAUUACGUUCCUCGCCUCUUCACUUCCGUAUGGAACUAUGAAUAUUCAUGAGAUUGUCACGUCGCGUUCUAUUCCCUACUGUAAUCAGUAAUGCCUGUGCUCCACACGUCUCUUUCGGAGCCCCUCUCCCACUCUCACUAUCUUUUCCCACGCGGUUUCGUUUCCCGCCAACUUGUGCAAGAAGGCUUUCCUCUUCCGAAGAGUAUCUUUGGCGUUUGGCCUGUGUAGCCUUCGUCGUCGUCGUCGCUUUCGUCACCAUUGCCCUAUUAAUAAUACGUUUUGUUUGAGAAUAUCCGAUUUCCGGUCACUUACGCAUUCCUCCUUCUUCUGCUUACAGAUCAGCUGGCAAACUUCGGAUCGGAGAUUGCGUGGUGGCCAUCGAUGCGUGUGGUGGUUGCUCGGCGCCUUCUGCUCUUCCGACUGUCUCUGACACGAACGGAGCUCCGACGACUGCCCAGUUCCGGCUACAUAACCGUGAGUCUUCUCCAGUGUUCGCUCGAGGGCACCCUCCCAUUUUUGCAUCCUUUUCUUUCCAUCUCCUCCCAUCGGACGGGAGCGUCCUAACUUCUAUUCAAUUUGUGCACUUGCUGCUCGUUUCCCUCUCUCUCCUUCUCCCCCUUUCUCUCCAUGACCUUUUCAUUCCGUUCCACUUUCAUUCAAUCGUAUUGCAGAGACGAUAGGCAAAUCGACGUUUGAGACUGCGUGCCGUCAAUCGGUCUGUGCUCAUCAACACCUGGUCGUCGGUGUUAUUCGUGAAGCAACUCCCAUGGUGGUGAGUAUCGUUCCUCUUUUGGCCGACUAGGCGAUGUGUUGGCGGCGGAAGAAAAGAGUCGAAGCUUGCAAUCAGACCCACUUUUGUUCUGCUUUUCGGCUCGAGAUUCAAGAGUCUGAUAUCUCGUUUUUACUUCUUUUGCGCCGACUCUUUGGACUAUUUUGGACGAAGGCUCUAGUCAUAAACAAACUAGUCGCGGGGGAUGAUAAAAACGAGCGACCUUUGUAACCGGAUUCUAGUUUGUACUAAUCAAAAGCGUAAAAGUUUAUUUUGAAAGCGUUAGAUUAAAGUCUACUCAUAGUUUAUUCCAAAUCUAUUUGAGGAGAGCCAAGUCUGCGGUAAGGGGUACCUGGUCCCUGUCAACCUGAUCCUCUCGCUCCCUCAUGUCUUAUCAUUAUCAUCUCAUUUCUGGCUGGUCCGUCGUGUCUGCCUCCUACUUUCUUUCCGGCGCCCGUCUCUCUUUGCGGGUCUCUCCGCAAUCACUUUACUCUUUCCUUGCGUUCGUGGCGUCUCGAAUUUCAAGGCAAAUCUACUCGACUUCUCCUUGUUCUCCAAGUUUCGCAAAGAUUUAUGUGUCAUCCUCGGCCGCCGCCGCCUCCAGAGUGCUAUUCGAGUCGUCGCUUUGUUCGCUUCGGAUCGGAAACAGAUGCUCCGACUGCCACGACAUCACUUCUUGCCACGUCAUCACACGAAACCUCUUUUCCGCACUCUUUCCUUCCUGUUUUUCUUCGUUUCCGCCUCACAUUAUUUGCGGGUGUCUGCUCCGUCGUUUCUGUUCCCGCAUUCAUCAUUUUGCCAAUCAAUCAAUCAUUGCCAUUCCGCAGAUCGGCUCGCAACUCGCGAUAAUCUAAAUGCCCACCAAAUCGAAAAAGUUCGCAAUCAACAAAGUCAAUUACCAGGUGUCGCGCGGUAAUGUCAGUUAGAAAGAAGCUAGGGAAGAGUGGGAGAGGGACCGAGUGGAAAAGUGCGAAUAAUUUCAGUUAUCGGGCGACUGGACACAAGUCGAAGUGAUCCAUCUGAGCACUGAAACUGGCGGACUCGGCUUCGGAAUCGUCGGCGGAACUAGCACUGGAGUUGUCGUCAAGACUAUUCUUCCAGGCAGUCCGGCAGAUAAAGUAAGUCCUAGAAGUGAGGAAGAUGAGUGCAAGCGGAGUGGUUUGCAGGAUGGACGCCUUCAGCCCGGGGAUCACAUUCUGCAGAUCGGGAACAUCAAUACUCAUGGAAUGAGCAGUCAACAGGCAGGCUCUUCUUUUUUUACCUUUCUGACCAUAGUCCUAGUGAUGCUUUUUUUCCAGGUAGCCACGAUUCUCCGUCACCAGCACCCGACAGUCGACAUGAUCGUGGGCCGUCCGAUCGCCUACGCGGACAAGCCCAUCGACACCCCAGGUACUCUCCAUUAAUCUCAGUCACGUCAUCCCAUCCCAAACUAUAAAAUAGUCGUUCAACACUUGUUUUUCGAGAGUUUUUGCCUCCCGAAACAUCUUCGUUCGCUCGUUUUUUUAUGUUAUUGUGAACAGCUGUCAGCAACUCGCUCCUCCCCAGAGGAAAAAUUCUCGCGAGUCGGAAUAUUGAAUAGUGGUUGCGUCUCUCACUUCUGAACUCUCUUUGAGCUCCUCCUGGAGGUGUUCUGCAGUACAGUCUUCCAUCAUCCGGUCCCUAGGGUUUCCCGACAUUUCCUUCUCUUUUCAUCGCCACUCCCCCUCUUCUAGUCUCUCCAUUUCAAUAGUAGGUAGUAAUGUGCAUUGUGUUCGGAACCAACGAUAUCAUGAAUGCGUUGAAUAUGUAGAUGCGACGAAUGGCUCCUUCUUCUUCUCUUCUUCUUCGUCUUUUCCGUAUUUCCUCAAGGUCUUGUGUGUAAGCACGACCCGUAUGCGUGAGCAGUGUCUGUCUCUGGCCGCGCGAGUGUGUGUAUCCGUUGUGUCCCAUCUCAUUCUCUUCUGCGGGGUCCAUAUUCUCGUUUUUCUGCCCGCUCCUUUCCCGUCUAAGGCUAAAUUCGUUACCGAGUUGCUAGUUGCCCCCACCCGCCCCAGACGAUUCACCCCGCCCGCAUCCCUAUCAAUUCGUCCGCACGAAUAUCUGAACUCUGUUGCUACUCAAGCCAAAUUGGAUUGUAAAGUUCUGCUCUCCUAGUCCUUUUCUGCGACUCAAGCAGUGUCCGAGUCUGGCGCAGUUGGGUCAUAAAAGUUCUGAUUGGAUGGGCUCUUUUCGUCGUCACUCGGCUACUUCUUCGCCCGCCGACGACGACUCGCAGCCAAUUUAUCGUUCCGCGCAUAUUCCAUAAAUGGCUUCUUCUCCUUCGUUUUCCUUCGUUUUCUCCCCCCUUCCUCGCAAUUUGCCUUUUUUCGUCGUCGUCCUCGUUUUCGGCACCGGCAGUUGCUGAAGAACUCAGUUAAUGAAGUAGUUUGAGAGCGAGACGAGCAGCCACAAAUUCAAAUCCAACUCAAUUUGGCUUUUUCUCCCUCUUCUUCUGACCCCUAACUUCCCCCAUUUUCUGCAUUUAAUUUCCACUGAUUCCUAACUUUUCAGAGUGUUUCACAUUGGCCACAAAAGCGGCUCUUUGUGCCACGACGCUCGAAGAAGCUCUGCAGCGCCAAGUACAUAAUCAAUCACUUCCCCUGACAAACAAUAACAUUCAGAUGGCAACGUCGGCUCCAUCCACCGCUGCGAAUCAGACGCCAACUACAGUUUCUCCGUCCAUCAGUUGCGCGCCCAUCGAGGAGGAAAAAGAAGAGCCAGAGCCGACGACAUCUCGAGCCGAAGUCCUCCAACCGGUCAAGAUAACCACGUACAUGCCAGAUACUAUAGAUUUGAGGUGAGUGCUUUUCCGAGAGUCAAUCGCUUCAAUUCAGUAAUUGCAGAAAGCCAUGUGAUUGUGCACCGAAUUAUAAUCGGAGGGACAAGGAAAAACGGAGAAGUAGUUGUGCAGGAGGUGAAGACGGCGAGGGAGAAUCCAAAAAAGCGAAGGGAGAAGAGGAAAGAGCAGAAGAAGUCGGGAAAGACGAAGCGGAGAUCAAAGAGGCCGACGGGAAAGGUGAGUGCCGUCAGACUUUCCGGCUGACGACCGAGCCUUCCAUUAUUCAGAUGAAGUUGGAGAAAUGGUGCGGUCGCCGACUGUGGAAACGGGCCAAUCAGACGAGAAUUCGAUAGUGACUAGUGUUAGUCGUAGCAGCAAACGGAAUAGCAAUUCAAUCACUUCGAGGAUUUCGCUCAAGUCAUUGCAGGAAAUGGUCCGUCGUUCCUUCUUUCCUCAUUCUUUUUCAUUUCUUUCCAGGCUCUCACAGUAUUUUUGCGGGAGAACUGGGAAUCGACCAAGUUCGAGUUGAUUGAUGUGGCAUUAAAUCGUGAUCCGGCACUCGGUCUCGGUAUUACUGUAGCUGGAUAUGUUCAUAAGAAAGGUUUGUCCAAUACACAGUAGGAAGAGAGGUGGCCCACACGCAUACACACAUACAAAUCUUGUUGAGUUUGGAGAAGAGCCAAUUUGUGGUGGCGCCGCCGUCGCGACGCUCGAGGGAGCCCGUAAAUCGAAUUUAGUGCAUUUUGUCGUCUUCUUAAGUCGACACGCGCAUUGAAGAAGAUUCAGAAGAAGGGGAAAAAAGGGGGAGAAGAAGUAGACGGGAGGGGUCCUCGUGCGUACACUGAAUCUGCUCGACGCUAAACCGAAUUAUAUGCCAAGAGGCCACGAAGAAACGAGGUGUUUGCAGAAGAAAUCGGUGGCAUUUUCGUGAAGUCGCUGGUCCCUCGCUCGGCCGCUUCUUCCAGUGGAGUCAUCAAAGUGCACGACCUUAUUCUAGAGGUACCUACACUUUUCUGAAUGCUCUUUUCUCCAUUACAUGCUUUUUGUAGGUUAACGGUACAACUCUCGAGCACAUGUCGCAUGCGGACAGUGUCCGGACACUUGUCAAGUCUGGAGAUCAAGUCAAACUGAAACUAGUCCGGUUUCCACUGAGCUCUCCGCAGGCACAAUGCCUGAAAAUGCUGCAACAACAAGAAACCGAAACGCAAGUGAUUGACGUGAAGCUCUCGAAUCCAGAUCUGUUGAAAGAGUGGAAGAGUCGGAUAGGAGACGAUAUAGAUAUAGUCGCGGCGGUUGUGAAGCCAGACAGACAAUCGGUCGACGGAGGACUCGGCAUCUCACUGGAAGGGACUGUCGAUGUGCUGAACGGAGCACAACUAUGCCCUCACCAUUACAUCGAGUCGAUCAGACAGAACGGGCCAGUAGCGAAAACGAAGCAGCUACAGGCGGGAGACGAACUGCUGCAAGUGAACCACUCUCCCCUGUACGGAGAGUCCCAUGUCACUGUGAGACAAGCUCUGACGAGAGCAGUUCAUUCGGGAGCCCCAGUAACUCUGAUCGUGGCCCGGAGGUAAUCAAUCUCACGGAUUACAUUGUUUCCGAACCCUCAUGCUUUCAGGUCCCAACAUCUGCACCUCUUCGAGCCGACGACCUACGAGAAGCAGCUGCCGCUGUCGUUCCCCUUCCUGGCUGCCAAUCAGGAGACUGUCGUGAAAGCCAAAUCAGACCUUGAUUUGACGUCCACAAGGGCGGAAACGACGCAUCUCCUCCAUAAGGUCUCCAGAAGACUGAGGUCGAAGUCACUGGAGAACUUUCACGGAUUGGCAGUUUGGAACUGUGUUCCUCUCGUCAUUUAUCUGUGCAAAGACUCGCGAGGUCUCGGCUUCUCGAUCGUCGAUUAUAAAGUGAGUACUAUGUUGUUUCUGCUAUGGAAAACGGCAAUAUUGUAGGAUCCAACACAUCGCGACGAAAGUGUCAUCGUUGUACAGUCUCUGGUUCCCGGAGGAGUUGCACAGGCGGACGGACGAAUCGUUCCCGGUGACCGUCUUUUGUUUGUGAACAACCACGAUCUGUCUAACAGCAGGUAACUUACCUUCCGGGGUCCCAUAUCCAAAUUGUUUUUUUCUAGUCUCGAAAGAGCAGUGGCAGUUCUUAAAGCUGCUCGAAUGGGACCAGUGCGGUUGGGUAUUGCGAAGCCGAUUCCAGUCGACCAGGUAUGUUUUCUUUUCCCCUCAAACAUAUCGGCACCGUCAAAGAAUGACUCUCCCGGAUGACUCAUCCUUUUAUCGUUACGAAAUAACAUUAUGUGAUACAAUUCCUCUUCAUUGCCGAUAUAAGACACCCUCGGUUUCCGCGAAGCCAAACAUUUUGAAUCCAUUCUCGGUCCUCCCGCGUUUUCUUUCUUUUCCCUUUCACUUCUUUCCAUUAUAGAGUAUUCAGUGCGGCUUCUGUCCAGAAAAAAGGAAGAAGGCAGUGGGUCCGAGACACAACUUUUUUCGACGCAAAACGAGUGACUCGGAACGUCGGGCUCUCUAAUUAUUUACCACGUUUUCGGGCUCUCUCUCUCUCUCUCUCGCACUUUCCCCUCUUUAGAAGACAGGAAACGAGGAGAUGUACCACUGACCUGGAUCGGUUUCCGGCUCAUUCGAUGUGACAGCUCCGUACGUAAACGUAUAAAGCGGCUCUGAUCCGUAGUGCCCCCGUGAAUAAAGAGAUCUCUGUUGCCACGUCAAAAUAGAAAUGCGACGAGAUUUCCGCGGCGUGGGAAUUAGCGAGCAGUCUGCUUCCUGUCUGUGUGCUCCAUAUCAGCGGCGAAGAGAAAAGAGGAGCACCGCGCAAUGUCCUCAUCGUAUUUACACGCCGAAUACGUGAAGAGAGGAGAGAGAGAGGGGGCUUGCCGCCCGCGCAGAGACGAGCCCACGGCGUCCAUUCGAAUAUAUUCGCUAAUUUAUCUAAAAUGUCGGGCAUCGUCGCUCUCCAUUCUAGUGGCUUCUUGCUCUCUGAGAGCCCGCGGCCCUUGCUCUUGCUCCCUUUUAAUACCUUGCUCCGUCGACCAAUGUUUGUCGCUGUGUCCUCCGUAGGGAGCACACUCUCUUCGUGCUCUUUCAAACACAUUUCGCUUCGCGGGGGGACGUCGACGUCUUCGGGCGAGGGAAACAACUGAGCAAAUUGUCAUUUCUAAUUUCGAAUUCAUUCAGUUGACUGUAUUAGUCUCUUGUGUUAUUUAUUCGCAAGUCAAUCUUCUUCCGGUGUGACCCUUUUCCAUUCUUCUCCGGUCCGCUCAACCUCAUCUAAAUUCAUGUCAUUUUUUUCGCUUCUCUCCGUCUCACACCCCUUUUCCUUCCAGAAUUUCGCGGAUGAAUGCGUGUUGCAUAUAUAAUUUUCACCCCGAAAUUCCCCGAUAUAUCCUAUUUGUUAUUGUUGUUGUCGCAUUCCGAUACCUCUCUCUUUCAGUCACAAUUCACUUCGCAUUCGCCGCUCUGCUCCAGAAGCGAACGGUUGCUGGCACGAGGGAGAAGUCCGCGCGGACGGCGAAGAUACGUAAGUGUUCAAUGAGCCAGAGCUUAUCAAAGAGUUGACACUUCAGAUAUCGGGCACAACAUCGAGCCAAGAGACUGUGUGGAUCGGCACCGCUGACCAGUACCGAAAACUUCAUCCUCAGGUGAGCCUCUCAGGUUUUAUGGCUGAGAAACGGCGAAUGUGCUUCUCGCUUUCCACCUUUCGCUUUUUGUGCAGAGGGGAAAUGUGAUUUCAAGUGGUACAACCUGUGCCCUCUGAAUGACUUUCCCUUUCUAAAAAUCGAAUCUGUGCCCUUCUUUUCUCUAUUUUGCGGAGAAGUUAUGCAUCGUUUCGGCACUUGUCCUCCCUCUCUCUCUCUCUCUCUCUCUCUCGAGUUGAGAGCAUCUUCGGCCUCCUUCCUUCCUAAUUCUAUCCGACUGGCCUACCCGUCUCUUUUUUGUCAUUCCCUUUCGAUGCUUCUCCUUUUCCUUCUCCUUUUGCACGACAACAAGAAGCCGAACGAGAGCCUUUUCGGUCUUUUUCCUUUGGCCGUUUCACCACUGUCCUCGUCCAUUCUUUCAGGGCUAUUAUCCAUCGCGAAGUCCGUCGACAGCACGCAGUGAACGGAGUCUUGACGGAGUACGUUUCCACUUCUACCGCCCCUUUUCUCACCUUUCUUUCGCUUCGGUUUGCCCAUCACUUUGCCACCAGGGCAAACGACUUAGUCCGAUUUCCGGAUUAG
Molecule: messenger RNA, 16891 nt
Organism: Caenorhabditis sp. 36 PRJEB53466
Lineage: Eukaryota; Metazoa; Nematoda; Chromadorea; Rhabditida; Rhabditidae
Source: the annotation of a GenBank genome assembly